CCCACAAUUUACCCUGUUCCAAGCUUCAACCCAUCCAGCAGGCAUAAUGUCCCCUCCUGCGGAUAGGCCAACCGGUCCUGAUGGUAUUCCUUCUUUCGAAGCCAGUUUUGCCGCCGGCAUCUUCCCGGGAUUGAGCGCUUCUGCCAAGCGUCUCCGAUGGACCCUUGACGGCCCCCUUGAGGCCGCCAUCUCCGUCGCAGCGGGUUAUUGGAUCGACCCCACCAUCCCCGACGAGCCCUACCACCGCGCAGACGCUGUUGAUCAGCGGCAUCCCAUCUCGCGAGACCCCUACACCGAGCCAAAAGUCUCUUCCGUGACAAUCAGCGCCGACCUCCUCAGUGACUGGGAGAAUAACUGGUUCGAGGUACACCGAGACCAUGUCCUCCCGGGUGGCGAGGAGGAGAAUGGGAAGACCCGAAUCGGCUCGCUGCCUGACUUCGACCCCGAGGAUGAAGAUGACGCAUGGCCCGAGGUGGAUGGAGAAGGUAGCGGGCACCUCCUAGUGUGCUGCGGGUCAGAGCGGCCGAGGAAGACGGAAACCAAGUUUCAACUGCUGGUCACAGCCAAGGGGGCGGGGCCCGAUGGGUUCCUGACAGUGCACGAUUUCCUCGAGCAGGUGCAUCCGUGGUUGAUGGGUCUGAAGGGGGAGAUCCUCGAAGCGAGGGCGGUCGCGUUUGCACUUCUUGAGGGGGAGGAUGACGUCCCCUCGAGGGAGGAACUGCUAGCGAGGGACGGGCAUAUGAAGUUUUUUGUGUUUGGGGCAAAGGAUCUGGUCAUUUGGGACGAAGAGGAGUGGACGGAGCGAAUGACUAAGCGGCCCUACAUACGGAUAACUAGAGUCUAUGUGAGGUAAGGUGGUUCGUGCGCCUAAUUACCUUCUUGCGCGACAGACGCGCAUCCUGUAUCUUCUUCUUCCUUUCCUCAGUUUUCGAUUAGCAGAAUUGAGUAGUAUUUGCAGCG
Messenger RNA from Parathielavia appendiculata, 960 nucleotides. RefSeq lists its product as uncharacterized. The coding region runs from base 47 to 853 and encodes 268 amino acids. The record is from RefSeq and is a predicted model, not a curated record. The transcript is spliced from 2 exons. NCBI's taxonomy places the organism in Eukaryota, Fungi, Ascomycota, Sordariomycetes, Sordariales, Chaetomiaceae.